CGCUCGCUCGCUCGCUGGCCACUUCAUCCUUAUCUGAAUCGCCUGCCUGCCAGCCUCUGCCCGCCGUGCCCCACCCACCCAUCCUCAUGUCCCCCGCGGCCACCGCGUGCGCCACGCCGGCGGCGGCGCGCCCGCCCCUCUCCGUCCCGACCCGUCGCUCGCCGCCGCCCGCCGCCCGUCCGCCGAUAUCCGCCGCCCGUCGCGCCACCUGCUGCUUCUGCACCGCUGCCUCCGCAUCGCCCUCCACCUGGGACUGGACCCGAUGGAGCCGCCACUUCGACGAGGUCGACCAGGCCGAGAGCUACGCCUCCCUUCUCAAGUUCCAGCUGGAGGAGGCGGUGGAGAACGAGGACUUCGCGGAGGCCGCCAAGCUCAAGAGGGCCAUCCUUGAGGCCACCGGAGACGAUGCCGUCGCCCACGUCAUGUCCGAGCUCAAGAGCGCUAUUGAGGAACAGCGGUAUCAGGAUGCUUCGAGGUUGACAAGGCUUGCCGGAACCAGCUUGGUAGGUUGGUGGGUGGGAUACGCUAAGGACACAGAUGAUUCCAUUGGGAGAAUUGUGCGGAUAAGCCCUGGUGUCGGGAGAUAUGUGGCUAAGAGCUACAGCCCAAGACAAUUGGUCACUGCAUCUUCAGGGACUCCAUUAUUUGAGAUUUUCCUCGUUAGAGACGACAAUGAGACGUAUACAAUGAAGGUGGUACACUUGCGACCAGCAAAAGGAACUUCAAGUGCAUCGUCCAUGUCAUCAACAACUACAGAAGGUCCAGCUAAAGUAGAAAUUGAAAGCUCAUCAGAAAGUAGUGCUGUAUCUGAUAGUGUUACAGAGGAAGCAAAUACAGAUACUAAGUCAAAAGGAAAUGAGGAUGUUGAGGAGAAAGAACAAGAUGCUGGUAGCACCAAGGAUAGUAGUGUCGAAGGAUUGAAAAGUGUUUUGAAUUUUUUCAAGUCUCGGAUUCCUGAAUUCAAAGUCCAAGUAAUAAAUGUAGAUGUAUCUGAGGAAAAUGAACUAGCUGCAAAUUCAUCAGAAGAAUUAGUGCAAGAUGAUGUGAAGAGCAUAUCAGAAAAUUCGUUGGAAGAGACUACCACUGAGGAACUCCAGCAGGAAGAUGUUCCUGAAGAAGACAUGGAUGAAGAAAGUAAAAGUACGGAGGUGAAGCUUUUCAUCAGUGGAGUGGUUCACAAUAAAGAAGAUGCUGGAGCAAAAUCAUAUGUUCGAGUUCCUGCUGAAAUAAAUAACUUGGAAAAAGACUCCUUUGAACUGUACAUUCCUGGAAAAGGUUCCGAUCGAGAUCUGGCUGAAACAAAGGCCGCAAAACAGAAAGUUGCAGAUAUGGCUGCUAAAUUAGCAUCAGAGCUUAUGCCGUCUGAUGUUGCGAAGGCAUUAUGGGGCACAACCAAGAGUUCUUUGAAGAUAAAUAAAGAAGUUCAGGAGCUUUUAAGGCUAACAUUAAGCAAGGCCCGAGUCAAGCUGACCGAGAAUACCAUUUUCAAUCGGAUCAUUACGGACACUAACAGCACAGAUCCAUUUAAUGGUCUCUAUGUGGGAGCAUUUAGUCCAUAUGGACCCGAGAUAGUGCAGCUCCGUCGGAAGUUUGGCCACUGGAACAGUACCGAUGACGUAGAAUUUUUCGAAUAUGUUGAAGCAGUAAAGUUGACUGGUGAUCUGAGUGUGCCUGCUGGCCAGAUAACAUUCCGUGCUAAGGUUGGGAAGGGCAAGCAUCUUGAGAAUCGUGGCGCAUACCCAGAGGAAUUCGGAGUGAUUGCCAGUUAUAAAGGUCAGGGUAGAAUAGCACAACCUGGAUUCAAAAAUCCCCGAUGGGUGGAUGGUGAGCUCUUGGUGCUCAAUGGCAAGAGUACGAUCCCACACCUUGGAGGUGCGGAGCUUGGUUUCCUGUACAGCGUACUUGAGCAGAGUUUCCUAGUUCUCUUUGACCGACUUAAUCUUCCUGAAUGAUGAGACUAUAUGCCAAAAUGAGCUGAUUCUCACAUGCAAAUUGCAUAAACACUGUGGGAGGCCGGCCCCAGUUUCAAGAGAUUGAAUAGGUCACCUGCGGCUUUUUCCCGCCCUCCCUGUGUGAGAGAGAUGCCUGCCUCUUUUCUCUUCUCUGACUUGAGAGCAGCCGAUCUUUUUGACUCUUCAGAGUAUAAGGGAAAGCUGACCUUAUUGGUCUAAAUUAACGGAACAGAGUUAUUAUAUACCCUGUUAUGCUCCUGAAGGUAUAGAUAUGUAUUUGGUAUUUUGGUGUGAGCAUGACAGUUUUGCGAGUUUUUUCUUCGUUGUUGCUUUCAAUAAGCCAGGUUGGAAACCAAGUUAAAUAAGUCAAUUCUGGUGUUUUCGUGAUGUUACAGAUA
This is a messenger RNA of Phragmites australis (common reed), 2350 nucleotides long. RefSeq names its product protein EXECUTER 2, chloroplastic. The record is from RefSeq and is a predicted model, not a curated record. NCBI's taxonomy places the organism in Eukaryota, Viridiplantae, Streptophyta, Magnoliopsida, Poales, Poaceae. Gene Ontology annotation, biological process: response to singlet oxygen; singlet oxygen-mediated programmed cell death. The coding region runs from base 87 to 1952 and encodes 621 amino acids. The transcript has 11 exons. Gene Ontology annotation, cellular component: thylakoid membrane.